AUGGCAGUGUACGGUAAAAUUGAAUCAUUCGAUUUUGAAAUGAACUGGGAUGAGUAUGUAGAGAGAGUAGAGCAGUAUUUUAUAGCUAAUGGAGUGGAGGACGCAGACAAACAACGGUCGAUAUUGUUGACGGUUAUGGGUCAGAAAAUGUAUGGACUAGUGCGAAACCUCACAUCUCCCGCAAAGCCCUCCGCCAAAACAUAUGAUGAAUUAAAGACACUCAUUUCUCAGCAUUUAAAGCCGAAACCUCUCAUUAUAGCAGAACGCUUUAAAUUUUAUCAACGAAAUCAACAUUCGAAUGAAACUGUAUGUCAAUAUGUGGCUGGAUUGAGACGGCUCAGUGAACAUUGUGAAUUUGGUGCAUUUCUAGAUGAUGCGUUGAGAGACAGGUUUGUGUCGGGUUUGUCUUCCAUCCCUACACAACGGAAACUCCUAACCGAAGCUACUCUGACAAUGACUAAAGCAAGAGAGAUAGCAGUGAGUAUGGAAAUGGCUGAAAAUGAGGCCCGGAAGUUAAAGGGUGACAGAGUGGAUAAAGCUGAAAAAGUUCACAAAUUUCAAGCGUCAAAAGAAUGUUUCCGCUGUGGUAAGUCUAAUCAUAGCGCAGACAGAUGUUUCUACAAGAACAGUAAGUGUCAUACAUGUAAGGAAGUAGGACAUUUACACAAGAGAUGCCCAAAAUCCAAAACCUCUAGAGAUAAACCUGGUAACUCCAAAAAUCAAGGUACUGGUGGUACUAGAUGUAAUACUGAUUCAGCCAGGCCAACAAAGGGGGACUCAAAGAAACAUAAGAAGAGUUCGAAGAUUCAUUUCAUUGAGGAUUCAGACCAGGAGGAUGUUUCGGAAGUAUGGCCGAUAUUCUCUAUAAAGUCCACAGGGCAAAAGGAAAUAAGAAUUUCUGUUGACAUUGAAAAGAUAGCUCAAACGAUGGAGCUUGACACCGGUUCACCAGUUUCAUUGAUAUCUGAUAAGGAUUUCAGAGCUAAAUUCCAGGGAAAAUUCAACCUACAAAACAGCUCGACAAUGUUGAAAACAUAUACUGGUGAAGUAUUACCAGUGUUGGGUGAGGCUAACGUCAAAGUGUCUUAUGAGGGACAGACCAAACUUUUACCAUUGCUUGUUGUGGAAGGUGAUGGACCAGCAUUAUUUGGAAGGAAUUGGUUAGGACAACUUCGACUUAACUGGAAAACAAUAAACAUGAUGUCUAUCAACGAACAGAAAUAUUCAGUGUUUGAGGACAAGUUAGGCACGGUCAAGGGGAUCACAGCAUCAAUCAAGCUCAAGGACAAUGCCCAACCUAAGUUUUUCAAGGCCAGAACUGUACCUUAUGCGCUGAAAGACCAGAUAGGUGCAGAACUUCUCAGUUUAGAGAAUGCAGGCAUAGUGGAAAAGGUGGACAGUUCAGAGUGGGCAACACCCAUUGUGCCAGUCAUGAAACCAGACGGUUCAGUUAGAAUUUGUGGUGAUUUCAAGAUUACCAUAAAUCCGGUGCUAGAAGUACCCGAAUAUCCCCUGCCAACAAGUGAAGAGCUAUUCACAAAGCUUAACGGAGGACAAAAAUUCUCAAAGUUGGAUUUAACUCAAGCUUACAACCAGGUACUACUUGAUGAAGAGUCUAGAAAAUAUGUGACCAUCAACACCCAUCUUGGAUUGUACAGGUACACCAGACUUCCAUUUGGUGUAGCAUCUGCGCCAGCUAUAUUUCAGCGUACCAUGGAAACUGUACUACAGGGAUUGGAUGGUGUCGGUUGUAUCCUGGAUGAUGUUUUUGUAACCGGAAAAGAUGAUGUUACCCAUCAGCAAAAUCUGGAUGCUUCACUCAAGCGUUUAGAUGACUAUGGAGUCAAACUAAAGAAAACUAAGUGUUUCUUCAUGAAAGAGGAGGUGGAAUAUUUUGCUUUUGUAGUGAACAAAGAGGGGAUCCACCCAUCACCACAAAAAAUUGAGGCUAUUCUACAGUUAAAAGAUCCUCAAAACAAGAAGGAGCUUCAGGCAUGGUUAGGGAUUGUUAACUAUUACCGGAAGUUUAUACCUGACAUGUCUACCAUUGUACAACCACUCACAAAACUACUGGCUGACAAAAUUGAAUGGAAUUGGACAGUAGAUUGUCAUUCAGCAUGUGUGAAAAUCAAAGAACUGUUAGUCUCAUCAGAGGUAUUGAUUCACUAUGACCCAGAAAAGCCUGUAACAUUGGCAGUUGAUGCAUCUUCGUAUGGCCUAGGAGCAGUGAUCUCUCACACAAUUGGGAACGAUGACCGACCGAUCGCACACGCAUCACGCACACUCACUUCUGCUGAGAAAAACUAUUCUCAAACUGAGAAGGAAGCAUUAGCGAUUAUAUACGGGGUCCGCAAGUUUCAUCAGUAUCUCUACGGCCGAAAGUUCACAUUGUUGACGGACCAUAAACCUUUGACAUUGAUACUAGGUCCAAAGAAGGGUAUUCCUGUACUAGCAACUUCACGAUUGCAACGGUGGUCUAUCCAGUUGUCUUCAUAUCAGUUUGACAUCAAGUAUAGAUCAACAACUCAGAACGGGAAUGCUGACACCUUAUCCCGUUUCCCUAUCGAUUCGGAGGAUUGUACGGAAUUGGACCAGGAAGCCGCAAAGGUGAACAAAAUUCAGUUGAACAAAUUACCUAUCACCGCAGCUCAGAUUGCUAUGGCAACAAAAAAUGAUCCUGUUUUGUCAAGAGUGAUGUAUUUUGUCACUAAUGGAUGGUCACAUGAAAAGCCAGAAAAUGAGUUACUUCCCUUUUACCGCGUUCAGGAGGAAAUGACGGUAGAGGAAGGGUGUUUAUUAAGAGGAAUCCGAGUGAUUGUUCCUGAUCGAUACCGGGAUGACAUUUUGAAUGAGUUACAUGUUAACCAUCCUGGAAUGGUUAGGAUGAAGGCAUUGGCUAGAUUGUUUGUGUGGUGGCCAAACUUAGAUAUGGACAUAGAAACAAGGGUGGCAAAGUGUGAAAGUUGUAGGAAACAAUUACCAAACAUGCCACAGUCACGCUCAAACCCAUGGUUAUGGCCGAACAAGCCUUGGGAACGUGUACAUAUUGACUACGCAGGACCAUUCUUAAACAACAUGUUCUUAGUCGUUGUGGAUGCCCAUUCCAAAUGGCUGGAUGUUGUAAGAAUGUCGUCAACGAGCGCUGAGAGCACCAUCAACGCGCUUCGAUACAUGUUUUCCUCAUAUGGACUACCGAAAGAGGUAGUAUCAGACAAUGGACCUCAGUUUGUAGCGGCUGAGUUUGAAUCUUUCCUAAAGAAAAACGGUAUUAAGCAUACCAAAUCAGCGCCAUACCACCCAAGUUCAAAUGGUGAAGCCGAACGUGCAGUUAGAACCUUUAAGACUGGGAUGAAAAACUUGGAAGAUGAGGAAGGAACAUUAAACCAGAAGCUGGCAUCAUUCCUAUUGUCAUACAGGACAACUCCUCAUACUUUGACCAAGGUCACACCAGCUGAGUUAUUCAUGGGCAGGAAGCUCAGAACUCGUUUGGACAUUAUAAGACCAAAUUUGAAACAGUCAGUUCAAUUACGAAAUCAACAACAUGUCAAGAAAGAUCGCACAAUGGAGGUUGGAGACUUGGUUAUGGUACAUGACUACAGAGGUCAAAAGCGGAAACCAUCAUGGGUUCGUGGACUUAUUCUGCAGAAGCUAGGACCAGUUACCUACACCGUACAGGUUGGAGAAUUACAGUGGAAAAGACAUAUUGAUCAGAUGAGAGCAUGUCAUCCAGAUUGUGUUGUGGAUGAUUAUCAAAACAAGUCGCAUUUGCAGGAUAUCAUUGACUUACCAUCGUAUUUUCCUCGCGAAGAGAUAACGCGUGCACCUAUGGUUCCUUCAAGUGAGUCGAUCACUCCAUCUAUGAUUUCAUCUCCAACUCUCAAACGCUCUAUUACAAAUGAGAGUCGCGAAACCAUGCCAAAGACUGUGGAAUCUAUUCCUUCAUGUGAUAAAUCUGGAUCCAUGGCAACAGAGUCGCGAUUUCCGCGUCGUGAACGUUCAAAACCAAACAGGUUAAUCGAAACCAUGUGA
This is a messenger RNA of Ylistrum balloti, 4029 nucleotides long. RefSeq lists its product as uncharacterized. The record is from RefSeq and is a predicted model, not a curated record. NCBI's taxonomy places the organism in Eukaryota, Metazoa, Mollusca, Bivalvia, Pectinida, Pectinidae. Gene Ontology annotation, molecular function: zinc ion binding; nucleic acid binding. The coding region runs from base 1 to 4029 and encodes 1342 amino acids. The transcript has a single exon. Gene Ontology annotation, biological process: DNA integration.